UGCACCAUCAUAGGGCUAUAAAUGGAGCUACGGUAAUGGGAAGUAGAGUUGAAAAAAAGCCAGUGCCCUAUUGAGAGUAAUAAUAAUUGGCUUGGGUUGUUGUAACAAAUUUGCAACAGAGAUCUAUUCAUAAACGGCGUUAAUGCUAACCAGCUGUUUCGGGGCAAUUUGCAGUUCUUGAAAUAAAAUGACCAAAGAAGGAAGACAGGCUAGCGGGAGUUUAAACCACCAACUGCCCCCAACAGUGGUUCUUGGCAAAAAGCUCGGGUAGAAGGCAGGACCGUAAACCCGAAAUUAAUGGCCGCUGUUCGGACCAUGAAAACAGCUUUAUAUUUCACCUCCUAGUUUGACAACCAACGGCUGGCAGUUCAACAAAAAAUGGACUUUAAAACAGAAAUCCCUGAGUUUGUGGGUUCUAUUCUGUUUAGAGCAGGGAUUGAACUGGGCCAGUUCGGCCACACUUCGCUCGGAUUUUGUUGCCAAUAAUCCGGUUAACACUCGCAGACGGCCGCGCGGACUUUUGUGGUGAAAGAAAAUAUGAAAACAGCAAGAGUGUGUUUGGGGAGAUUUGGUUCAGCAGCGGUCAAAACUCACGCCCGUACCUCAAGUGUAAACUUUAACUGGGUGAGCCGGCUCGGUGUAUAAAUUCGUCUCCAUCAGGUUUGGUAAUCGAGUUGAACGCGGAAAAUCAGUAAAAAUUAGCAAUUAAUUUAUUUGGUCGUCAAGUGAACGCUGACAGUCAUAUAUCGUUGAGCAGUGUAUGUAUCGCUCUCUGUGUGUGGGCAGGUCGUGAUGGGUGGUCGCCAGCUGCGCGCUGAUUGGCUACCGGAUUUCUGGGCGUGACUUAGAACUCAUGAUGGCUACGUGUUGACGGUUUCCUUGUGGCUUAGUAUAUUGAGCAGGCUGUUGCCUUAGCGAACGGAUCCAUGCCCAUGUACGCUUUCAACUCCGUGGAAAACUCCGGCAAUACGCCACCUUCUGCCAACCUGGGGCUGACCAUGCAGGCCAGUUUCGCCUCGGCUAACCCGGCCACACCGAACUCGCUGGGCGUCAUGCACCCGGUGUUUCAGGACCAGAGUUACUACCGACAUCCCAGCUACUCGGGGAUGCCGGUUUCUGUCUACAGCCAUGACCAAUAUUCCAGCAUCGCGCGGGGGUACGGCCCGUACGGCCACCAGCAGCAAAAUCCCAAAGACAUGGUCAAACCCCCGUACUCCUACAUCGCUCUGAUCGCUAUGGCUAUCAUGAAUGCCCCAGAAAAGCGAUGCACACUCAACGGAAUAUACUCCUUCAUCAUGGACAGGUUUCCGUUUUACAGGGAAAACAAGCAGGGUUGGCAGAAUUCAAUUCGGCACAACCUCUCCCUGAAUGACUGCUUCAUCAAGAUACCCCGAGAUGACAAGAAACCCGGCAAGGGAAGCUACUGGAGCCUGGAUCCCGAUAGUUACAACAUGUUCGAUAACGGUAGCUACCUGAGACGUAGGAAGCGAUUCAAGAGAAACAAGACCAUCCAAGAGAAAGAGGAGAGAGAAAGACUUAACGAAGGUCAUUCUGGGGACGCUACAUCCCAAGAACUCAUCAACCAUCAAAAUGGUGUCUCCUCGGGGACGGAGGAAUCAGGUCAUCCGGCCGAGUCAACAUCCCCAAUGACAGCUACCUCUAAGGUACUGACCAGCAACAGCAGCACCCCACUUCUAACCCCAAAAGUGGAGCCUGUGGACUCCCCCGUUCUAAGAGAAUCUCCCGGGAACUCACGGCAUUUGUCAGGAGAUGGGACAAUGAUGACCACCUCACCGUCAAGUUACACCGUCGAUAACAUCAUGACCGUUCACCACGACCGGGACUCCACCAACGGCUGCAACUCUGACUUGAACCCGGGUGGACACCCUUUGCCUGGAAGGCCGGUGGUGGGUCAACUCGUCUCUCCUCAACCGCUCAGCUACAACCAGACUUAUCACUCGGGACCAGGCGGAGUCUCAUGCUCCAAGAAAACGACCGGCAUGACCGGUAAUGUAAACUUAGUCAAUCAUGGCAUGAACUACCACUGUAACAUGUACGAACCUGAUUUGAGCAUGGGUAAGCACAUGGCCAUUGCCCCUACACCAGAAGAAGUGCAUCAAGAGCAAGGUUUGUCCCAGCGACCAAGUCCCCAAGGCCCCAAUUCCAUCAUGACAUCGCAACCCAGCAAUCUCAGCCCAGUGCAUCGCGGUGGCACUACCGGGAGCAACUCGUGGUACCAAGGCCCAAGCCCGGCCGACCUGCACGGUACCAGCACGGGCUCGCACGGUCAGUCCUUCGGUAUGUACGACUCGCAACGGCUACCCUCACAACGACUGAUGGCGCUGAGUCACAACUCGCCCGUAACACUGGGCCUAAACACCGGGGAUAGCUGCCAACUAGCCGCUACGUCUUACCGCUCACCAACCGGCACUACAGCACCCGGUAUGUACCAUGUGGCAGGACAAUACUCCUCCUAUGACUGUUCAAAGUACUGAUAUAAACAAAACAAACCUGAGUAAAAAAAAAAGACACGAAAAGAACAAAAAGAUGCAAAAACGGGUUUCUUACUUGUCACUUUUGUGUUGUGCUGUGAAUCUCGAAACGCACGUGGUUUGGUAUACAUUGCUUGUUGUAAUGACCCAAUUUGUCAAUAUUUAUACAACUACGGAGUUUUCCGAUUGUCUGUCGUAUUACAACCGCACACAAACCGACUUGGGAUGAACUCAGUCUUCAGAACUCACGCUUUCUUGUUUGCUUUGGGUCAGAUCGGUGGCAGAUUUUCUUUUUUUAUUAAUGCUUAGAAGAAAAAUGUAGUCUGUAAGUUUACCCGCUGCUGAGUACACUUUGUUUUUGUAAACUUUGGGGAGAACUUUCCAUAAUAUUUCUUUAAUAAACAAUCCGUCUGGAUGACUUAGUUUUUACAGUCAGGUUAACCAUUGCCAUCGAUCCAGUGGUAAGCCCAUUACAAAGCUCUAGGAUUAUACCCUACUAUUGGCAUGACACUGGUAAAAGCCGAUAUUUUGCCAGCUUGUUUAUCGAAUUUGUAAAUGCUCGGCCAUGGUGGUGUUUGUAUACGAGUAUCAAACAUAGACAAUUUUUAAACGUUGUGAUGAUGCCAUGACUGUUAAAGUGAUACUUUUCCUAUUGUAUAAUGAUACAGACAUCCUGUCAAAGACGUAUAGUAGUAUCACAUAAGCUUUAAGUAUGGAAUCUGAUGGUGACUUGCUCGUAUCGUAUGAACUAUCAACACCAUUUUGAACUUGAACCUUUUUAUUUGCCACAUGAAGUCCAUCAAAUCCCAAUAUUCCCGGGCUGUAUUUCUCAGAUACCAUUCAAUUAUUAAUGCAUUUCUAUUUCAGUAUAUAGAUUUUAUUGUCCCCUUUUGAAUACCAGUGACCGGAAAAUGGUGCGAUAGGGCGAACACUGCACAAGAGAUUUAUUCUUCUUUUUAUUCAAUUAUGGCUGAAUUACAUAAAAUAAGGUUGAAGUUCUUGCCAAUUGUGUGAACAAAAUAAAGGUUUCAGCUCCAAUUUAUGGCAUGUACUGCUGUAUAAUACGGAGGGAGAGUUGAAAGUCUCAGUCACGAGCACGCUUGCAAAGCAACACAAGUCAUUUGUGCAAUCUAACUAUAGGUUUUUAGGCCCGAUCAGCAACGCUUGGAAUCAUUCGCUUUGCCCAUCGGAGCGUCGGCUAACCGGGCUCCACGGCGAGAACUGACCCGUUACUAUUGAAUUUACAGCCCCGGCAAGUCCUGCCUCCGUGACCGCUGAAUUAUACCGCAGCAGUGUCGAGCGGAGACAGUUGUCUUUGUGGAGUUUUUGCUCUCAUGAUUGAUACACACUGAGCGGGAAAACUGGUUCACUCAUGGAGCCCACUCUAAAGAAGCUCAGUAUUUUUUACACCCCAGAGAUAUAAAUAUUAAUAUAUGUGUACAAUGAUAUGUAUACAUAUGUAUAUAAACAUAUGUGUAUAUAAACAUUCAUAUAAAUAUAUAAAUAUUUAUAAAUGACCAAAUGUAAAAUGGCCAAAUCUUUUAACCAUUUUUUUUAAUAUUUAGUCUUGCCUGAGAUUUGUGUGCACUCGGUGUAUCCAUUGAGGAAAAGUUGUUUCAGAUCCUUACAUUUCUAUGCAAAAAUGAUAUGACAUAUUCGGAAAUGUGAGAAUUAUUUUAAAGUGCAAGCUGGUAAUUUCCUUAUAUGAACAAUUGGUACAUAUAAAACAAAAGAGGCCAAUGUUUUGUAAAUUCCUUCUCAUUUAUAGAUUCCAUUUGCUUGUAGAAAAGAUAAACGCAGUCUAGAACUUUUAGAAUCCAAAGUGUAGGUUACCAACACAAAAAACUGAAGUAAAAAAAAAAUCGGAAAAAAUCACUUAUUACUCGGAGAAGAAAUUGCAUGUACAUUUUGUCCCGUUAUCUGAACUCAGAAUAUCCUUUCGUUGAAAUAUUUCUCACAGUUUUUCUCGGUGGCACAUAAGGCCUAAUGAACUUGUGGUUAACCAAUUUUUCGACAUUCACUUUUGAAAAGGCCUUUCAAUGCUUCCCAUUAGUGACGAAGUGAAAGCACUGUCUCUGGGCUUGAAAAUGGGGAAGGAAGUGGCCAUAAAUAUAGAUUAGUACCCGUGAACGCUGGUGUCAAGUGAUAUAUAAUAACCGUAACAUUGUCCCAAAUCUAAUAAUGGAAAAUAGAGAGUCCAGUCCUGAACUCAAAAGAGCCCUCCCACUAGACAUUGCUAAACCUCGUUAAUCACUGAGGAAGACGCUCAACUUCUGUUAAUCUCGAUUUAAUGCCACAUUUUGAAAAUAUGUGACCCAGAUAACUCGGGGGAUAUUUUCCACUUCACAGCGAGACAGUUCUAGUAGUGUUAGAUCAAGAUAUCCUUUCCUGGGAUUGGCGUAUUAUGGACCGAAAUCCUGCAAAAUAAAAGGGACUGAAAA
This is a messenger RNA of Patiria miniata (bat star), 4933 nucleotides long. Its product is annotated as forkhead box protein C2-B-like. Gene Ontology annotation, biological process: anatomical structure morphogenesis; cell differentiation; regulation of transcription by RNA polymerase II. NCBI's taxonomy places the organism in Eukaryota, Metazoa, Echinodermata, Asteroidea, Valvatida, Asterinidae. Gene Ontology annotation, molecular function: RNA polymerase II cis-regulatory region sequence-specific DNA binding; DNA-binding transcription factor activity, RNA polymerase II-specific. The record is from RefSeq and is a predicted model, not a curated record. The transcript has a single exon. Bases 927 to 2495 code for a protein of 522 amino acids.